Molecule: messenger RNA, 3158 nt
Organism: Gambusia affinis (western mosquitofish)
Lineage: Eukaryota; Metazoa; Chordata; Actinopteri; Cyprinodontiformes; Poeciliidae
Product: transcription factor IIIB 90 kDa subunit-like
Exons: 19
Coding region: 313-2322 (669 amino acids)
Biological process (GO): transcription preinitiation complex assembly; DNA-templated transcription initiation; transcription by RNA polymerase III
Cellular component (GO): transcription factor TFIIIB complex; nucleus; transcription preinitiation complex
Molecular function (GO): RNA polymerase III type 3 promoter sequence-specific DNA binding; RNA polymerase III general transcription initiation factor activity; TBP-class protein binding
Source: RefSeq, a predicted model, not a curated record
AACACCCCUCUGAAGUUGGUUUCGUCGGGGUCUCCCCAACGCGGCAGGCGCACGUGCUCGGUGUUGUGCUGGGAAUUGCGCCGGUGUUUCAGCUGAGAUGAGGCUCACGUAAAAUGUCAUCACGCGGCUAGCUUCGCUUACGCUCCCAGCUCCUUUUACAGAAGUGUGGAAGUGAAUACGACGCCUUUGCGUUACAGAGUUUACGUGGGAAACACUUAUUUUCACCCAGGGUGGCGUCGUCACGGCGUGACCUGACGCUGCUCCCGUCGGUGUUCACCGGACUGAAGGUUUGGAGGUCUGCAGAGCAAAACCAUGAGCUCCAGGGUGUGUAAGCACUGCGGCAGCUCGGACAUCGAUGUUGACCAGGCGCGUGGCGAUGCCGUCUGCAUGGGCUGCGGCUCCGUUCUGGAGGACAGCAUCAUCGUCUCUGAGGUGGAGUUUGUAGAGACGGGCGGCGGAGGCUCCCUGGCUGUUGGACAGUUUGUGUCUUCAGAAGGUGGUCUUAAAAAUCCAACUUUUGGGGAUGGACACUUCUCAGGGAUGGGGUCAGAGUCCAGAGCUCAGACGUUGCAGAGAGCUAAGCAACACAUCAACACCCUGGGCCACCAGCUUCAGAUGAACCAGCACUGCCUGGACACGGCCUUCAACUUCUACAAGAUGGCCAUCAAUAAAAGCCUGACACGCGGCCGCAAGUCUGAUCACAUCAUGGCCGCCUGCAUCUACCUGGUCUGCCGCACCGAGGGAACGCCUCACAUGCUGCUGGAUCUCAGUGACAUUUUGCAGGUGAAUGUCUAUGUGCUGGGAAAAACCUUCCUCGCGCUGGCCAAAGAACUUUGCAUCAACGCUCCAGCUAUAGACCCAUGUCUUUAUAUACCCCGUUUCACCCAAAUGCUGGAAUUUGGUGAGAAGAGCCGCGAGGUCUCCAUGACAGCACUGCGACUGGUUCAGCGGAUGAAAAGGGACUGGAUGCACACGGGAAGGCGGCCAUCUGGACUCUGUGGAGCAGCUCUACUUGUUGCUGCUCGUUUGCACGACUUUUGUCGCACCACCAAAGAAAUCGUGAACGUGGUGAAGGUCUGUGAGAGCACGCUGAGGAAAAGGCUGACGGAGUUUGAGGACACGCCCACAAGUCAGCUGACCAUAGAGGAGUUCAUGAAGGUAGAUCUGGACGAGGAGUGUGACCCACCGUGUUUCACAGCCGGGCUGAGGAAGAACAAAGACCAGCAGCUGAAACUGGAGCUCCAGAAAAAGAUAGGUGACUUUGAAGACGAGAUCCAGGAGUUCCAGGAUGAAAUAGAUGCAGAGCUGGAGAGCUGCAGACCCAAGCUGAGAGGAGUUUACGCUGCCUACACCAAGAAAGAUGUCUUUAGUGAUGACGAUAGCUCCUCGUCAUCUAAGGAGGAACCGAACGAAGGCGACGAGCUUCAGGCCGUGGCGAAGCACUUUGGUAGAAACCUGGAAGAGCUCACCCUAGAGGCUCUCAUCAAACUAGAGGGGGGAGAGUUGGAGGAGGAGAACCAGGAGGAGAAUGUCCCCAAGCGAAAAGGUCCCUCACUGGCUUCCAUACUGGGAAGAAUGUCCUCCUCAUCCUCUCUGGACCUCUCAGAAACCCCGUCUGUCGGGGACGACGUGGAGAACGAUGACACUGCUGACAGCGGAGAGCUGGACCUGAGUGGAAUAGAUGACAGUGAGAUCAAUUUGUAUCUGCUGAGUGACAAAGAAGUCCAAAUCAAAACUGCACUCUGGAUGGCAGAAAAUGCAGACUACCUAAAGGCUCAAAAAGAAAAGGAAGCAAAGAUCCAAAAAGAGAAGGAGCUUGGGAUCUAUAAAGAAAAAAAGCCCAGACGGCCCUCAAAAAAGCACCCUGCCAUCAGAGCCAGCACUGCUGACGAGGCCAUUGAGAAGAUGUUGGAGCAGAAGAAGAUAUCCACCAAGAUCAACUACGACGUGUUAAAGGACCUCGUCGUGAAGCCUGGCAGCAGCCCGGCUGGUGUGGGGGAUUCACCGAAGGUGGAGCCGCCGGCCCCCAGGACGCCCGCCUGCACCCGCAGACCUGCGCCCACUAGAACCGCGCUGAGCCUCAGCAAGCCGCUCAGCACUCUGGGAAAACGAUUGCAGCCGUUCAUCAGCAGACAACCCAACAAGAAGCUGGCUGUGAAGCAGACUGAAGCCCCUCCCAGAUAUGAGAAAGUUUACCAGAGGCGUCUAACUGCCGCUGUUGUCGAGAGGACCUUUGAAGAGGAGGAGACCUGUGUCAGCGCCAUGGAGCUGCUGGGCGGCGACGGUUAUGGAUGUGACGGGGAUUAUGAUGAGGGGUACUAGCCGCAUCGUCCACCUGGAUCAUCAUUCCCAGCCGGCCUUGGAGUCCGAAGUUGGAGCCGACCUUCACUAACAGGAACCCAAAACAAGCUGCUAAGGAUUGGACACAGGAGUGGAAGUUCACAGAACACCAUGCUGCUUUGCUCCAGUCGGGCUGAAGUUGGAUGACCUGGUGGUCGAACGCUGGUGGAUCGUGGUUAUAAUGCUGCUCUUUGAACGGCCCACUGGAUCGUUUGCAGGUUGGACUUUUUGGGGUUUUUGUAACUUGUGGAAAGAACCUUUUAGGAAGAUACUCCUCCAGUGAGAAAGAAGCUCAGGCUGUUCUGGACUUGUUGCUCCUGAACUACAUCCCUGCUGAGACCUUCCAUCCAGAUCUGUGAUGGUUUUGUUUUGUGAUUAGUAGUUCUCAUAACCUUUUGGAUGGAAGUUGAAACGGACUCCUAGGUUGAAUACCAGGUUCUCCAGAACCAACAAGGCACAGAUAUGAGAAAGUUUACCAUUUUGUUUUCUAAUUAUUUGACAAUGGCCUUCCCCUGUUUACUUUCUGCUGAAGCUGUACCAUAACAUCUUUAUAUGGAAGUAACAUCUGAUUUAGGUUCUAUGUUGCUUCCAAUAUCCAUUGGAGGGCUCAGAAAGCUUUCAAAUUAGAAGUUGGAAAUAGAUUUUUGUUAAUAUAUUUUGCAUUAUGAAGUUUUGUUAGGGCUGAGUUCUCUUUUUGAAUGAUUGCAUGUUACAGUGAGGAUUAUUUUUGCUGUGUUGACAGAGCAGUAUUCUUAAAGUGAUGACUGUGAUUAUGUAUCUAUGUAGUACAUUAAAGACAUCACUAACUGGGAAAUGAA